This is a messenger RNA of Thermothielavioides terrestris NRRL 8126, 3994 nucleotides long. RefSeq lists its product as uncharacterized. The transcript has 2 exons. Lineage: Eukaryota; Fungi; Ascomycota; Sordariomycetes; Sordariales; Chaetomiaceae. Bases 2207 to 3706 code for a protein of 499 amino acids. The record is from RefSeq and is a predicted model, not a curated record.
GCGAACAAGUCCAACUAAACCGAGUAUCCGUAAUUCGGUGGAGAUUGAGUUGACGACGCUCUUCUUCCCCUUUUACGAGCCUGACAACGUCCGGCUUGUACGGAAUACGGGUUCCGAUCCUUCUUUUUUUGUGAAACCAGACAUCGCGGCCGGCCGGCAGGCCGUCUUGCGCCCGCCGUGUUUUGCCGCCAACGUGCCGAUCCAACCUGCGAUCCAGCAUCAUCCACGGCCGUUCCCCCCUACCUCCCUCACCUCCAUCCACGACGCUCGCUGCUAUUUGGCUGCCCAAUAUUCCUAGCGUGUCGCGCUCGCAUCUCCAACCGGCCGGCGUGAAUUUGGUUUCACGGUUGUCCAGCAUACACUUGCCGCCAUGGACGGCUCGUACGGGAAUGUCUUCCCAGCAGGCAGGGCCAUGCCCCCAGGCCCGACGGCCUCGAGUAAUACCAACCAAUACAAGAUCAACGUGAACCGCCAGAAGACGAAGAAGUGGGCGAACUUCAAACCCCAGAACUACGACGGCGAUGAUUGGGGCGCCGACGACGACGACGAUGUGGGGUAUGAACCCGAGCCUGCGCCGCCUCCGAAGCCGUUCGGUCCACGCCAUCCGACCGCGUAUUCUCCCACCGCGCGACAUUAUCAGCCGCCCGGAUCGCCUUCUCAGCACACCCCCUCGAAUCAGUUUUCCGGCCCGGUAGGGCCGUCGCGGAGAGCUACCGAGCCGAUCGGAUCGCCAGCACACAACGUUGCCGGACAUGACCGGCCAGCGUUCUCUCCCGAUGACGGGCGCGCCUCUCCUGCUCCGCAGAGCCACCACCCACUCCCUUCGCAGCGUCCGCCACGACAGGGUAGCAUGGGCCCCGGGGGCGUUACAAACGUUGUUGAAGCCGCAAAUUCGAAGCCGGGGACGGAGAUACGGUCAAUAACCCCCCAAAGCGCCAGUUCCCGUGUCUCGUCGAACAAACAGCUCCCGUUCAUUCGCCCAGCCGACGUCUACCGGCGGAUGGAGGCAGAGAGAGAGAGAGAAAGGCAAUCAUCGCUCGAAGCCGGCACGCCAGGCGCGGAUGGCACUGCGGGCGAGCCUGGGGUGCCCAGCAUGUCGGAAAUCCAACAGCAAGCGGGGGGCCUAACCCGAUCGGCGGGCGCGACGGCGGGCGCGACAACGGGCGCGAGGGUCGCCCAAGACACAGCCGAAAACAUCAGCUCAGGGCGGGUUCUGAAGUCUGUUGCAGGACAAGCUCCUAUUGCCGACAGGAUAAGCGCGGAUGGUUUAGGCACGGAGGAAGCAGGUGCUGGGCCUGCCCCGGCGCAGGAACAGGUGGAAGCUGCGGAGUCUCGAAAGUCUGUUCAACCUGUGUCUCAUGAAGAGCUGCGGCGCUUUUCUAAGAGCCCUCAGCUGCCAGAUUUAGGUCGCAUGUCGGGGUUCGGUGACGAUUUCUUUUCGUCCAGCUUCUUCCCCAGCUCGGAACUGCGCUCACCCGUUUCUGACAGUGUGCAACUCCCAACGCCGGGGCAAUCUGCGCCUGCUGCUGUUGAACCAGCCGCACCUGCUGCUGGAGAUGGUGUUCUCGGCCAAUCAGCCCUUCUGCCCGCAGGCCCGACUGUGGCUUCGAGCACAACACCUGGAGCAGACCCACGUGCUUCAGAGACAAAAACGCCACAAAGCGUCUCUGGCGCUGGCGUGGACACUGAUGCGUCGCGGUAUUUGCCGAGCGAACCCGAGCAGGAUAUGCCACGCGUUGGGUUACCGUCGCACCAGGACGGCCCAGGCGCAGGGCAGUCAGUGCUUGGCGUCCCUGAGCAGCAGGCACCCGCCGAAGGCGCACCACGGAAGCCGACAUUAAAGCUUCGCAGUGAGGGACAGCUAGCUGUCGCAGCAACCGCACCGUCUGUGCCGGGCGGCGGGGUUUCCAAAACCCCUUCAACCCCUGCGGAAGCGGUUGCAUCUCCCUCGACCGACUCUGCACAUCUGAUGGGAGAAAACAAGGCUGCCGGCUCCAAGGGAGCGCCGCCGUCAGGAACUGAUGUCAGUGCUCCAUCCGGCACCCCUCCACUCAGUGGUGCGGAACCUCCACCGUUGAACUCGGACAAAGCGGCGGCGGCCGGUUUAGCAACAGUACACACUCCGGAGCGGUCGCAUCCCGCCUCACCGCAUACGCUUCCUCCUCUCCGAGCGUCAAGUCCGGCUCUGACCGCAAAGCCGCAUGACAUGGGUUCCCUCCAGGCUCCACCCGAUGCACCCGAUCACGUCGGCUCGCUCUCAGCAGCCCACAGCGCUGCGGCCACCGAGUCCGAAGUCGCGACGCCAACAAGCGCAGCUACGGAACGCGCCGAGAUUACUCCCACAGCACCGCUGAAUCCGCGCCGGGGGACCCUCGAGGCUGCCCACUCGAUACAACCCGUCUUGCCUUCUCCGCCGAUCGGCUCGGAGUCGGUCUUGGAUGUCACGAGUGGCUCCCCAGUCAAGGAUAGCGAUAUGCUGAGCGAGGAGAUCAUCAAAUCACUCACUCCAGCCCAGCCAACCGGCUCUGAAGGCUCGACUGCGGCCUACCACACCGCCGCUCCCGAUCUGGCUCGUGAAAGCACCUAUCUUGGGGAUGUCUACGGCGACUAUUGGGCAGCAACCGAGGACAAAGCAGAGCCGGGCAGCCUUACAGUUGGUAAGACAAGCGAGAGGGAGCAUGGGAGGCCCGAUCCACCUGGCCCGGCUGAAUCUCGGAUCGAAGAGACAGCGCGGACAGCGACUGCGCUUGGUUCAGGCAGUCCGUCCUCCCCACCCAAUGCCGGGCCAGCGCAGGUUUCCGAGACCCAGGCGGAGCCGGCCCCUGAAGCGGAAGGGCUUCGCAGGCGCUUUUCAUGGGAAGCUGCGCUAGAAGGCCCGGUCCCUGCUGGCCUCUCGCCGCCAGGAACGGGGCUUCUCGUUGAGCAAAAGGUUCUUGGUUCCGGUCUCAGCAACGUGGCUCCCUCCGCGGCAAAUCUCUCCGCGCCGAAAACCGAGUCUGUUGAGCGACCCUCAGUUUCGGAAUCAGAUAAGUCGGCGGACGACUUGAGAGCCGAGACUGCUCCCGAACUGCUUGCGCCGACGCCACCGACAGACGGUCGCCGAGAGUCGCCCUUGCCCGUCUCGGCCUUGACGGACGGAGCGAGCGCCAACAAGAGGAUGUCGCUAGCGGAAGAGAAGAUUGCCCUUCAAGAGUCGGCGAAUUCUCUCCCCCCAUCUCCACCGCUCGAGCAGCACCCCGUCUUUGCUGCGCCCGAGCAGCCGAGACAAGCGGAGCUCCAGGCUGCCCCUUCACCGAAGAACGUCAUGGGGUUAAGAAACAUCAUGGAGCUGCCCUCGCCGUCGGAGCGGAUCAAACAAUACAACGAAUCCCGAUGGCAGGUCUCCGCCACCGACACUGGACUCGACAACUGGUUAAAGGAGAUGAUGGCUCGCUACCCGGAGCAUGCUAAUGCUAUGCUGUCUUCUUCAGCGACCGUACGCGUCGCGCAGCAGAGCGGCCAGGGAGCAUCGCAGAUGCCGGGACAUGGCGCAAGGGCACCAGCGCACCUUCACAUGGCUCACCUGCAACAAGGCUUGGCCGGGAUUGGGCACUCGGGCAAUCAGAUGGGCACCAAGAGCAAGGAGCUCUUGAUGGCGGCGGGCAAGGCCGGCAAGGGGCUGCUGAGCAAGGGGAGGAACAAAUUGCGGGGGACUGGACGUGAAUAAUGAUUUGGUAUCUGCUCUGCGCAUAGUGCACACACACACCACAGCGUUUAAUUUACACUACACGGCAUGGCGGGGAUUUUCGACGAGUUAACAGUAUCCCCGGUCACCUCGGGGAAGAACUGUGUUCAGUGAUGUUGCCUCCUCCGUGGCUGAUGUGGGCAUCGAAUCUCUCCCCACUUUCACAACUUCCCUCAGCCCAGGAUUAAUUUUAGCGUAGACGGCGAUCUUGUUUCGUUUCCACUCUUGGCGCGGAGACAAGCGCAAAUUGACGGCCCGUGGUCUCCACCC